Molecule: messenger RNA, 1248 nt
Organism: Prunus armeniaca (apricot)
Lineage: Eukaryota; Viridiplantae; Streptophyta; Magnoliopsida; Rosales; Rosaceae
Source: the annotation of a GenBank genome assembly
AUGGCGGAUUCGGAAAAUGCCGUUCCACCUUCUAAGAAGCGAGCUGCUGGAAGGGAACUCUCUCGAGAUAACCCAGGCCUUGAUGACGAAGAAGAUGCUCUUGAAGAAGAGACCGGAACUUUCAAGAGGGCCAGUGAGGAGGUGCUGGCAACCCGAAGAAUUGUUAAGGUUCGCCGCCAGCAGCCAGCAUCUGGUCCUACUUCCAAUCCUUUUGCUGGUAUACGGUUGGUUCCUCCAACAGAAGCAAGCACAGUCCCUGCUGAAGUUACAGCUGCUGCACAACCUGCCAGUGAGGUAAGGGUUUCAGAUGAGGAGAAUAAGCAGUCAGAAAGCAAGGUUGAGCAGGUUGGUGCUGAAUCAGCUGCUGAUAAGGAGAAUGUUGUGAAGGAGAACACUGAAGUUUCAGGUGAAGCAACAGAACCUGAGGUUGUACAUGAACCAGCUGUGGGAGAAAAUAAUACAAAUGAGGGUGAGACUGAAAAUGAGGAGAAGACUGAAAAUGAAGAUAACAAAGAUAACAAAAACGAAAAUGUAGAUCCAAGUCCGGAAGGUACUUCUUUGAGCUCAUUCCAACAGCUUUCGAGUAGUCAAAAUGCCUUCACAAAUCUUUCUGGAACUGGGUUUUCCACUUCCACCUUUUCUUUUGGGCUUAUUUCAAAGGAUGGUUCCACAUUGGGUACUGGCUCUGGUUCACUCUUUGGAUCAAAUAAUGAUCAGCCUUCUGGUCUUGGUCUCUCGAAUAAUGGAAAUUCUUCAAAAUUUGGCACAUCAGGGGCUCCAGUUGUACCUAAGAGUGAUGGUGGUGGUUUCCCGCCAAUGCAAGAGGUUGCGGUUGAGACUGGAGAAGAAAAUGAGAAAGCGGUUUUCAAUGCUGAUGCUGCAUUAUUUGAAUUUAUUGAUGGAGGCUGGAAAGAACGUGGUAAGGGAGAUCUGAAGGUUAAUGUAUCUGAAUCUGGGACUGAAAAGGCGAGACUUGUUAUGAGACUCAAGGGAAUUAGAAAGGUAAUUCUGAAUGCUAGUCUGUACCCAGACAUGAAGCUGACAAAUAUGGAGAAGAAAGGUGUAACAUUUGCCUGCAUGAACAGCAUCGACGAAAAGAAGGAUGGGCUUUCCACCUUUGCUUUGAAAUUCAAGGAUGGUUCUAUAGUUGAGGAAUUUUGCACCGCUGUUACAGCACAUAAAGAUAAAGGUAAGGCAUCGACGGCUAUGAAGACUCCUGAAAAUUCUCCCAAGGCUUCUGAUGAUUGA